AUGGCUACACAAUCAGCAAAAUUAACUUCAUUUGUUUAUGAGGAUUUAAUUCGUCAAAUUCAAUUCAUUCAAACUCAUAUAAUUCAGUUGACGAACUAUCUAAACGAUCGAUGCCAAACGGAUUUGAAAUCACGAUCAUUCUCUUUUAGUGAUCCAUUCGGAAACGAAAUCACUCAGAAGUUUAUGGAUCAUGAAAUCAUCGAAAUUAUCUUUAAAAAAUAUGUCACAGAAUAUAUAUCAAAACAUUUACGACCAUUUAUCAAAAUCGGGAAAAUGUGCCACGGUCACAUCCAACUGAUGUACGAACAUGAGCUCAAAUUUAAUGCAUCGCAAUUUCGUGAUGGCUUCCAGUUUAUUGCGUGUUGUGAAAUAACCGUUUGGGUGGGCGAUUACGAAAGUUCAAUAUGCAGACGAGUGGUAAUACCAGUGCGUUUGUUGGAUAGUAUUGAAAGCGUUAAUAACGGCUUGAAGAUUCCACCGAAAAUUACAAAUGUUGAAUUUAAAUCAUUAAGAAACGAUCGAAAUAUGAAACCGACGAGAGAUAAUUGGGACCAAGGUAAACCACUCAUGUCUUCGGAUACAAUUGGUUCGUCUCAAUUAUAUCAAAACGAUACAAUUCUAAUGGCAAAAUUGAUACAACCACAUGCAGAUCCUGCGCAUUCCAGUCCUACUUUUCAAAUAUUCGUCAGAACUCUUAAGGGUCAAGUUAUUACAUUGACAGUCCGUUCUGACAUGUCCAUCUGUGACGUAAAAAUACUUAUACAAAACAGUGAAGGUUCAUCUCCUGACAUGCAACGUCUAAUCUUUGCUGGAAAACAGCUGGAAGACGAUCGAACUCUGGCAGAUUACAACAUUCAGAAAGAAUCAACAUUGCAGAUGGUGCUCCGAUUGCGCGGUGGAAUGUAUCAUUUUACAAGUGGUCGACAAAAUUUUCAACAGUUAUCUUAUGAUAGUGCAAAAGCAAUCCAAAAUAUUCUCAAUUAUGAACUCACAAGUAUCAGUGAUGUGAGUGACUCAUCACCAAUGGAAAUACAAGACAAGAUUUUACAAGCACAAACACUUCUUUCGGCACUAUACAGUACAAUCAGAGAAUAUUCAGUUGCAAAUAAUAUUGUCAAUCUAAAAACGAUUAUUCUCGAAUAG
This is a messenger RNA of Adineta ricciae, 1143 nucleotides long. NCBI's taxonomy places the organism in Eukaryota, Metazoa, Rotifera, Eurotatoria, Adinetida, Adinetidae. The record is from the annotation of a GenBank genome assembly.